Molecule: messenger RNA, 867 nt
Organism: Seminavis robusta
Lineage: Eukaryota; Bacillariophyta; Bacillariophyceae; Naviculales; Naviculaceae
Source: the annotation of a GenBank genome assembly
AUGGGAUCCGUACAUAGUGUUCUGCCAGAAAUCUUUCCUUUCUUGUACAGCAGUCAGAUAGCGGAACUGAAGAAAGAGGUGGAGCAAUUGAAGGCCCAGCUAAAGCGUUCGAAAGACUUCCUGUAUCAUCUGCGCAAUGCUCGAGAUGCUCUGAAGAAAACCCAAGACGGCCGUAAAAAUGUAGUUGUCGUGAUGGGCUCCCAGGGAUCAGGGAAGACCACACUGAACCACUACCUCUUUGAGGUAGAAGGAGAGGCGCCCAUUGACGACGACAACCAUGGGACAAAAGACCUGUCUCUUGCUCAUUCAGGCGUCUUGGAUGCGGAUGUGGUUGAUACCAUUGGCAAGACACCGAACGCACAAGGGAUGAUGCGAGUGCUUGCAUGCGUCUACAAUCGCGGUUGGAACCCUGUGGCUGUCAUUGUGGUCCACACUGGCCGAGCAGGGUUCUACGAGGUAGUUGCCAGUCACCUUUGUGCAAGCAAGAUCAACCUUAUUGACUUUUCGCCGAAAGUGUUUUGGAGGAUGGUGAAUGAAAGCGACUUUGAAGUUGAUGCAGCUCUUGAGGCCACUAUUUUCUGCCCGAAGGAUAUGAAGGCUUUGCCUCAUAUUCACGCCUUGGGAUUUCCGAAAGACGGAGGAAAAGUAAAAUUUGCAAAAUCUCACAUCACAGAUGGCAACAUCUCCUAUGCCCCUUGCCAGCUCACAGCAGAUUUGUUGAACAUGAUUGACAACCUCAAGUGGGAAGUCGAUCCACCUAGUGGCGAUCUUGAUACCGGGACGAUCUUGAGCUACUACAUGGUCGAAUGUAUUUCCAAGCGUGCGCGCUUUGAAGGGUCGGAUCUUGAUUUCAUCGAUGCGGAGUGA